GAACAAAGUUGCGUCUUUGUUCUUCUUGUUUCCACACGCUUUCGACUCAUUCAUUGGGAUUCACCUUUUAUUAUUUUUCUUUCAUCUUGGUCCCCAACUUUUUCCUUACUCCAACCAACCAAUCAAUCGCUUCACCCCAGACCCACUUUGCAGAUGACUUAAAGUGUGGUGCUUUCAAGCAUGAGAUAGCAUUAAUGGGUUUGGUCUGCAUUGAAACGAAGGUGGGUGAGAGAAAGUUGGUUCCUUUUUAGGUUCAGGACUCGCGGGUUUUGCUCCACUUUCAAUGAAGGGAUGAAUGGUCACUUGGGCUUUAAGGAUUUCUGUAUCGCCUGCUAGUACUACUACUUAUGUUUCGGAGACUCAGAUGGUUUGUGGGUCUGAAUCAGAAGAAUUGGUCAACCAAAAGGUUGGUCAAUGUUGAACAACAACCUGGCCCUGCAAGGCCAAACCACUUGCCUGUGCUCGAUGCUGUGCAUGAGGUUGCAAUUUACAUUCACAGGUUUCAUAAUCUUGAUCUCUUUGAACAAGGAUGGUACAAAAUCAAGGUUACUAUGAGAUGGGAGAAGGGUGAAGACUCCUAUCCCGGGAUUCCGGCCCGGGUUGUUCAGUAUGAAGCUCCUGAAGUGGGUUCUGACAAUUUAUGUAGAGUCUGGACAAUUGAUGAUACAGACAACAGUUUUUCAACACCACCAUUCCGGAUAAAAUAUGCAAGACAGGAUGUAUUUCUUUCUAUCAUGAUCUCAUUCUACCUGUCUUUUGGUGAAUGUGAGGGACAAUCCUCGGCUGUUAUCUUGAAGUUUGAACUCAUGCAUGCUCCUAUAAUUGAAUCGGGGCCUGAGUUACAAGGUUCAUUGGAUGCAUAUGCUGCUUCAGUUCAUGAAUUUAAAAUCCCCCCUAAAGCCCUUUGGGGAUUGCAUUCAUAUUGUCCUGUUCAUUUUGAUGCUUUUCAUGCUGUCCUUCUUGAUACAAGCAUUCACAUCAGUCUACUAAAAGCUAGUUAUCACACAUCUCGACAGAAGUUGAAUUAUAUCAGUGAUUCCAGAGGUUCGGAAGGUGCUUAUGUUGAAGAUUAUGUUGGAGCAAACAAGGUUAUGCUCAUCAAAGCAUUAUUGGCUUCCUAUGAUAUCCUGCUUGAAGAUUUGAGAAGAAUAAGUGCAGGCAUUGGCAAAGCUAUUGAUUUGACUGAAGUUGCUUUUGAAUCAGAUGCUACAGAAUGGUUUACUUCUACUCCACCUACAUGUGUUAAAAGUGUUGAUGGUGAUCCAUCACUUGAACUGUUUGACAGGCCACAAAAAUCUGCACAUUAUAUCAAUAAUCUCACUGAGAAGUCAAUUGAACCUUUUUCUUGGGAUGAUCAUCUGUUAAGCUCCUUCCAGUCUUUAGGGAAUCAGCUCUUAUGUCUCUGGAAUAUAUUUCUGAAAUUUCACAGGGAAAACAAAACAAAAAUACUGGAAUUUCUUCGCAAGUCUUGGGCAAUUGAUCGGAGAACUGAAUGGUCAAUAUGGAUGGUGUACUCAAAGGUUGCAAUGCCUUAUCAAAAUAUGAGCAAUGAAUUAGACAGGAUGACAUUGUCCCAUGGCAUGCAUAGAAGUUUAAUAAGUACAAGGAGGUUUCUUGAUGAUCCUAUUCAUAUUGCAACAAUGCGUGCAGAACUUCACAGGCGAGGAAUAUCACAAAUGAGGAUCAACAAUCGGUCACUUCAAGACAUGUAUAUAUUUGGUGAUCCUCUGCUGGUUCCUAUUAUUAUUGUAGAACGCUUGACAAACGUGUACCAUUCUGCCAGUGUGAACUCAAACUUCAUUCCUUUGGAGGAUGGAGGGAGGCUUAUCCUAGAAAAUGGAUCCAGAGCCACCAACAAGUUGUGUGGUACUAGCCCACAACAAAAUGAGCAUGUUUUGAGAAUAGUUGUUUUUGUUCAUGGUUUUCAGGGAAAUCAUUUGGAUUUAAGGCUUGUUCGGAACCAAUGGCUUUUAAUAGACCCCAAGAUACAAUUUCUAAUGUCAGAGGCAAAUGAAGAUAAAACAUCCGGAGAUUUCAGAGAAAUGGGAUCACGGCUUGCCCAGGAAGUGAUCUCUUUCCUGAAAAAGAAGAUGGAUAAAGCUUCAAGAAGUGGAAGCUUGAAAGAAAUCAAGCUAAGUUUUGUUGGUCAUUCUAUUGGGAAUCUCAUUAUCAGGACAGCCUUAACAGAGAGCAUCAUGGAGCCAUAUCUAAGAUACUUACAUACAUAUGUCUCCAUAUCCGGUCCACACUUGGGAUAUAUGUAUAGUUCGAACUCUCUAUUCAAUUCAGGGCUGUGGAUAUUGAAGAAGGUUAAGGGCACACAAUGCAUUCACCAACUUACCUUUACAGAUGACCCUGAUCUUGAGAAUACUUUCAUCUAUAAUCUUUCUAAGGAGAACACACUUGCUAACUUUCGGAAUGUGCUUCUUUUGUCUUCCCCUCAGGAUGGCUAUGUUCCAUACCAUUCUGCCAGAAUAGAACCAUGUCCAGCAGCUUCUUCAGAUUUCUCUAAGAGAGGAAAAAUCUUCCUGGAGAUGCUGAAUAAUUGCUUGGAUCAAAUCCGAACUCACUCUGAAGAUAGGGUAGUCAUGCGCUGUGACAUCAACUUCAACACCUCUUCCUAUGGCAGGAACUUAAACACUCUUAUAGGACGGACUGCUCAUAUUGAGUUCUUGGAGUCUGACAUUUUUGCAAAAUUCAUAAUGUGGUCUUUCCCAGAGCUGUUUAGAAUUUAGAUUGUAAAGAAGGAAUCUACAUGGAGUUCAGGCAACAUUGCUGAUUUAGAUAGACAGUGAGGUUGAGACAAGACUUCAAGAAGAUUGAAACUGAAGGCAUGCAUUGUAAUCAAAACAGUUUAGAGAUGUCAAUUCAAAGUCCAUCAAGGGUCAGAACUCCAUGAAUUGGUAUACUUCCAACAGCAUCCUUGGCUCCUCGCAGUAGGAAAAAAAAUGGUGAAUCUGAUUUCUCCCAAAAUGUGUCCACAUUUGGGGUGAGGAACUUGGGGAAUUUGCAGAACAGCAAAUAUGCAUGGAACCUUGGCCGCUGUAAAUUACUUUCUUUUAUAGUUAUAUAGUUUUUUUCUUUUUCUUUUCUCAGUUAUGGAUGGGAAUACACAGCCUUUUGGCCAGUAGGCAGGGUGUAGGCAUGUAUGUAUAAAAAAACAGAAUCAUGGGUUUACCAUGUCUAUUCAAGUUAUAAAAGUCUGUUAGUUCUGUAGGCUUAGGAACCUAGAAAAAUGUUGUACACUGACAGAUUAUAUUCAAAGAGUUUUCUAGAUAACUUCCAUCCUUUA
Cajanus cajan (pigeon pea) is the source of this 3292-nucleotide messenger RNA. RefSeq lists its product as uncharacterized. Gene Ontology annotation, biological process: lipid metabolic process. Lineage: Eukaryota; Viridiplantae; Streptophyta; Magnoliopsida; Fabales; Fabaceae. The record is from RefSeq and is a predicted model, not a curated record.